This is a messenger RNA of Drosophila takahashii, 2470 nucleotides long. RefSeq names its product short neuropeptide F precursor (gene sNPF). The record is from RefSeq and is a predicted model, not a curated record. NCBI's taxonomy places the organism in Eukaryota, Metazoa, Arthropoda, Insecta, Diptera, Drosophilidae.
CUUCGAAGGAAUCUCAACUUACCACCAGCCAAUCAACUUGCUAACGGCUAACCGAUUAAACAGUUUCAAAAAACACAGUUUUUAACACCUUUUCGUGCGAUCCUCAGUUUUUCCGUUUGGUCAGUUGUCAUUCAUUCAGUCGAUUUGCAGGUGCAAAAAGAGUGGCAUACAUUUGUGCGCUCUCAUUGGUUCAAAUUCCAAACUUAAUUGAAAAACUUUUUAAGGCACUUUUCCCUUGAAUUCCGGACAUUGUGAAAAGUAAAAAUCCAGUUAAAUCAGUGCUCGCAAUCUGAAGAAUAUCUUUGCAUAAACUUUAACUAAAACUCGAUUUAAAUUUUAAAUAAAAGAAGCGGUUAAGUGAAACCGCGUUACAUUAUACACACAGUUUCUCAUCAACGCAAGUAAAAAUGUUUCAUUUGAAGCGCCAACUGAGUCAAGGCUGUGCCCUGGCCCUCAUCUGCUUGGUGACUCUCCAGAUGCAGCAGUCCACCCAGGCGGAGGUGUCGCCAGUUCAAGGCACUCCCCUGAGCAAUCUAUAUGAUAAUCUGCUGCAGCGCGAGUACGCCGGCCCAGUGGUCUUUCCCAAUCAUCAGGUGGAACGCAAGGCCCAGCGUUCGCCCUCGUUGCGUUUGCGAUUCGGACGCAGUGAUCCGGACAUGCUGAACAAUAUUGUGGAGAAGCGUUGGUUCGGCGACGUCAACCAGAAGCCCAUCAGGUCGCCCUCCCUGCGCCUGCGAUUCGGCAGGCGGGAUCCCAAUUUGCCCCAGAUGCGACGGACCGCCUAUGAUGACCUCCUGGAGCGGGAGCUCACCCUCAACAGCCAGCAACAGCAGCAGCAGCAGUUGGGUUCCGAGGGGGAUGCCGAUCUGGGUGCCGAUUACGAUGGUCUCUACGAGCGGGUGGUGCGAAAGCCACAGCGUCUUCGCUGGGGACGCAGUGUGCCCCAGUUCGACACGAACAAUGCGGACAAUGAACAGAUGGAACGCUCGCAGUGGUACAACUCGGUGUUAAACUCGGAAAAAAUGCGCCGCAUGCUUAUGGCCCUGCAGCAGUACGAAUCGCCGGAAAACGUGGCCAGUUAUGCCAACGAAGAGGAUACCGAUGCUGAUCUGAAUAACGAUACAUCCGAGUUCCAGCGAGAGGUGCGUAAGCCCAUGCGUUUGCGAUGGGGACGAAGCACCGGAAAGGCUCCCUCCGAACAGAAGCACACUCCAGAGGAAACUUCAUCGGUCCCACCCAAGACACAGAACUAAAUUAUUGAUAAACAGCCAUGUGAGGGAACCGCAGGAGAAUGGCAAACAAUUAAAUGAAAUCGGAAGCAAGCUACACGGUCAAUAUCCAAAGCCAAAUAAGAUACAGAAAACAUAUAAAACCCAAGUCAGACAAAGUUUUUGAAUGCAUUUUUGAGAUCGCAGGGAGGCAUGGGCUAAGAAAUACAUACUAAUGAACAUAUAUCUUAUAUAUAUUAUUAACCAUUUACGUGUAACUUUUGAUUUUGAGCUAACGUACUAACUAUUAAAAUAAACAAAAACUUAUAAAACUAUUUGUUCAGUAAACUUUAACAAUGCGCAGGUAAAACAAGGUAAACAACAAAUUUGACUUAGAGUUAGUUGAAGUGUGUACUUUUUUUACAAUUUCUUGUUGAGUUGUAUUUAAUAAAAUACUUUAAAAUGUUUUAUAUUACUUUAAAGGUUUUAUGUAUGUAUCACCAGCCACCCAUCAAAAUAGUAAAGCCUCCUUAUUCCUUAGAUGCUCAAUUAAAGAACUUUUAAAUUAUUCGAUUGCCCAAAAACUUUUAGACUCAAUGUAUAUAAAGAAAUUAUGGAACUUUUAAAAAUUAGUGCAAAUUUGUUAUAAUAACGCUAAAAAUCUAUACAAAAAAAUAUUAUUAUUCUAUGAAUGAAACCAAUUCUUGUUUUCUAAACUUGUAAGCGAAUUUCGAUUUAAUGUUACGAUGGAAGUGUUUGAAAAACAUAGAGGCCCCCGGAAGCUGUAUUACUGUAACACUUGUUAUAUUAUGUGUGCUACAAAUUAUAAAUAUAUGUAUAUCAACUAUUAUAUUAUACGACUAUAUAUAUAUAUAAAUAUACGAUGAACAUUGUCUAUUGAAAUUUUAUUGAUGUAUUUUAAUAAAAGGAGAAAUCAAUUAUCAAACAAGCAGGCAUAAAGCUGAACAUUGUUAGAACACUUUUGUAUAUUUAAUUUACACCAUCAUUGAAAUUAUUGUUUACCAAACAAAAAUAUGAUAAAGAAAGUACACUUUGUGGUAAAAUCAUAUCCAGCUGAAAGCCAUUUUUCGUUGAAAAUUGGGCAAAACCUUUUCCCGCGAUAUAUAUCAGUAUAUACGCAUAUAUACCUUUUAAUGAAUGUAAUAUCAUGAAUGUAAAUACAAGAGCAGGAAUAAAUUAAAGCAAACAUAUUUUACUCGAUCUAUGCUACAAAUAAAUAACUCAGAUGGAGUAAAAACUUA